Cantharellus anzutake is the source of this 1944-nucleotide messenger RNA. Its product is annotated as aspartic peptidase domain-containing protein. Lineage: Eukaryota; Fungi; Basidiomycota; Agaricomycetes; Cantharellales; Hydnaceae. The transcript has 11 exons. Gene Ontology annotation, biological process: proteolysis. Gene Ontology annotation, molecular function: aspartic-type endopeptidase activity. The record is from RefSeq and is a predicted model, not a curated record. Bases 1 to 1944 code for a protein of 647 amino acids.
AUGCGGCCAGCGUUGCUAUGCACUUUAGCGCUAUAUCUUCUUCCGAUUUCAUCUUCAACUCGCAUUCCGCUAAGGCGGGCCCCUGGCCGAACAAGUAGACCGCGUCUGCAAAGUACUCCUGUAUACGACCGCGAUGUUGAUGAACGUGCUACUGGAGAUGGUGGCGCUGUGGAUCUAAAAAAUAUAGAGGAUGUGAUAUACAUUGCGAAUGUUACUGUUGGUGGCAAAGAUUAUGUGUUACAGCUCGAUACCGGCUCUUCUGAUCUUGUCGUUUCUUCUCCGGUUUCACAUGUGGCAAUUUCAUCAAUCCCAUUGAAUUUAACAUAUGGAACUGGAGCGGAUUCUGGCGCGGGGGGAUUCAUUGGGAAUGCGAGUGUCGCAUUUGCUAACCAAAACGUACCAAAUCAAGCUCUGUUAGUUGCCGAUACAUUUAACAAUCCCGUCACAAGCUUUGGUGCUGUCGGAAUAAUGGGACUUGGCUUCCCCUCGUUAUCUAACAUAGAGAAUGCGAUAUCCAAAACAGGAGGGAAUUGGGGAAAAACUUUCCUUUAUAAUGCUUUCGCGCAAAACACCAGUGAACCGAAUUACAUAACAUUUUCUCUGACGCGGGCUGAGAACGGGACACUAUUGGAUGAAGGAGGGUUCACUAUUGGUGAAUUAGAUUCGGCUUAUACGGAUGUGAUGUCAACAAGUCCGAUUCCGACUUGGCCUGUGUCAAAUCCAACGCGUUGGAACAUACUUAUCGACGGAUACGAGGUCUCAGAUGGAGCGAAGACUCUAACUUCGAGUGUAUCUUCCGUCCCGAAUGGAAAAGCAGUUGUCCUUCUUGACACGGGAACUGCGUAUGUAUACGCACCAUCAGAUUUGGUGACGGCUAUGUAUGGAAAUGUGCAAGGUGCUACGUACGACAGCAGUGCUGGUCAUUGGGUCUACCUUGUAAUCAACAGCGGUCGUCGGAUCGAUUUGCAUCCCCUGGACCUUGUUGUCCCCGUGCUCGGUAACAAGAACAAAUGUAUUGGAUCAUUUAUUCCACAGAGCUUGGGUGAAAGUGGACAGUAUGAUAUUGUUGCUGGCGAUGUCUUCCUCCGAAAUGUCUACACGGUCUUCGAUUUUGGUGAUUACACAGAUUCGUCGAAGCUCACAAUGGGAGAUCCAUACGUGAAGCUUUUGCCAACCACCAACAUCUCCCAGGCCAUCCUUGAGUUUCAAAAUCAGCGAGGUGGCUCAUCGACACUCAAGGUGCCCUCUAAUCCCGGCACGGGAUCUGGCUCUCCGACACCAUCCCCUUCUCCUACAUCCACUAUCUCCCUGGAUGACCUUGCCCGAAAAGUGAACCAUAUCGAAUCGUAUGGACCAGCUCUAUUUGCUGUACUAGCCGUUAAUGCUGUCAUUAUGCUUGUGGUUGUCAUCGUCGGCAUUAUGUGCCUUCGACGGCGCGGCGGGAGAGACCGGGCGACCGGGGACACUCCGGAUGAUGGGCCGCAGCCGAAAUCUGGUUUCCUCCAGAAUCCCUUUUCAUCUAUGGGUUUCCGCGGUCUUUCAAGGGCCGGCAAGCGAACGAAGAAACGGGGUCGCAAUGGACCAGCCAACAAUACGAUCUCGACGAUGGAGCUCGCGCCUAAUAAUGGAGACAACACCGAGGGAUUCAGUUCGAAUAAUCCUGGGUUUUCGUAUCGUCCGGUUUCGUUGCAAAAUCCCGAUGCAGCGUACAGAGGUGCUCCUCUGUCAGAAACGUAUCGCAUGUCCACCGUGAGUUCCGGCUUGAGGAAUCCCAGCAUCAGUGCGAACCUCCUGCCUCCUUCCUCGCCCACGACGCCUGGUAUGGAUACAGAGACUCCAAUGCCAGGGGGAGGCGAGGACGGAUUGUACGAUAAUCCAGCACGAUACAGACAUUCUACGUUUUCGUUCAGAACGGAGGCAUACAGAGAUUCGGCGGUGCUUUAG